This is a messenger RNA of Hyalella azteca, 2381 nucleotides long. RefSeq names its product verprolin. The record is from RefSeq and is a predicted model, not a curated record. The transcript is spliced from 4 exons. Lineage: Eukaryota; Metazoa; Arthropoda; Malacostraca; Amphipoda; Hyalellidae. Bases 87 to 1391 code for a protein of 434 amino acids.
GUUACACGUCAGUCCACAUUAACAAGUGCUGUGACACUCGAUUCAUACAAAAAUCUUACUAAUACUUAUAGCAGUUGUAUGGUAAUAUGUGCAAACCUGUACGGACUAUAACCAUGAGGGCGGUUCUGCCCGUUUUUAUGGCAUUAAUCGCGCUAAACAAAGUAUCGACUGAAACUAUUGGCAGUAUAGCGACGAUCAAUACCUAUGACGGCAAACAAUUGGGGCCCUACAUUGUGAAAGAAAUUCACUCUCAUUCAGAUCCCGAAGCGCACGCAUUAGUGGAAGAGGGAAGUGGCGACAUAAAUUCCGCUGACGACGACACUGAGGGAGGUGACGAUGACCCUUCUAACGGACUUCCGGUACGUCAAGCACAAAAUGAACUAGCAGUUCCAGCUCAAUCUACACCAACGCCUGUGGUGACUCAAUCGAAACCGGAAGCCUCAUCAAAACCUCUAGUGACUCAACCUGAACCAACACCAUCAUCUAGAGUUCCACAACCAGAACCAACACCAUCACCUGGAGUUCCACAACCAGAACCAACACCAGCACCUGGAGUUCCACAACCAGAACCAACACCAGCACCUGGAGUUCCACAACCAGAACCAACACCAGCACCUGAAGUUCCACAACCAGAACCAACACCCGCACCUUCAGUCUCUCAACCACAAGCGACACCAGAAUUUACCAAGCCAAGCCAACCGUCAACCCCCGACGGACCGACAACGGUAGAAGUUUCUCCGUGCUACACGAGCUGCAGGGCGCUGGUACCGCAAGUGUCGCUCACGCUCAUCCCAGACAAGAACUUGGUAAAAAGAGGAUCCACAAUAGCGUUUACUUGCAGAUUAAAUGGCAUCACGGAAAAUGGAACUUCUCAAUUCCUCCAAGACACCUCACUUCACUGGGAAUAUGAAGGCGGUGAUCCACCGCAGAGCUGGUGUGCUCUAGACGACCAGCCAUACAGGACCAAGUGUGAGAACUUCAACGAGAUCAGGCAGUUCACGGAGCGCAACGCAAGCUUCUUGAGCUCCCAUAUCGUCGUCACUGACAUCGACGUACACAACUUCGGAUACUUCAAAUGCCAAGUUCGCGUGGAAUGCUGCUCCAGCAUCCUGCAGCAUGAACUAUCUCGCUACGUGACUGUGUGGGAGGCCGAUUAUUCGGUUUACAUCAUAGUUAUGUGUGGCGUGAUAGCCAUGCUGUCGCUCACCAUCAUCGCCUGGCUCGUCUACAGGAAACACGUCGACAGGACACGAAUGCGGGCUUACAAACAGGUGGUGAUGAUUCCAUCAGCUUUAACAGGAGGUAGCAAAGUGUCGACUCAUCAACCCUUCCCCAUUGAAGCAGACGAGAACGACAGUUUCUCUUCCAACGAUUCAUUGUGCAGCGCUUGAUCGGAUAAUAUUUUCCUCGCCCAUAAGGGCCCUUCAAAUAAAAUUCCACAUGGCAGACCAACGACAAGUAGAUUAAAUACCCAGAACAAUCCAUGCUUCAUUAAUCAGCGUACUGAUGUUUAAUAACUCGCAAUAAGUCCGCAGUGAUUCUUGCCCUGAUAAAACAUUUAUUCAUCGAUUUCCAUUAUCUGAUAAUAGGGCAGGCGGAGAUUGUCAUGAAAUAAUAGAUCGAUUAAGAUGUCACAAGCCUCCACUGUUAAGUGAGCAAAAUGAGCAUCCUAUGUACCUAGUCGUUAUAUUCCUUGAACCUAUGUUUCAGUUUUAAUAUGAUGCAAAUACUAUGUAUAGAAACAAGAUGAAUGGAUAGAAAUCUUACAUGCUGUCUCAUAAGUGUGACGAUAGUUAAACUGAUUAGUAGAAUAUUAAGUGGACAAGUACUUUUAAACGAAAUGCACGAUUACGCUGAUGCAUCUAAUGAAUACGUUACAGAAUUAUGCGCGAAAUAUUUCAACAAAAAAUUAUCACCGUUAUCAAGCACUGCAUUGAGUAGCAUUAUCUUGAUGAGAAUUUCGCACGGUGCUGCAACAGCAACAGGCAAGUAACAACUUGUAGAAAGCGCGCGCAUACCAUCAAGUUCCAUACAUACAUAUAGAAGAGCCUUUGUACUACGUUGAAUGCAAUUUUUAGAUUGAAAUUUGGUCUUAAUUUAAAGAUUAAAUUGAGUCCAAGAAGAAAGCCUUUGAGAUAAUUUAACAUGGAAUAGGUCGUUGCAACAGAAUGCUAUACAUUUGUGAUGGCUACGCCGAAUAAGAAAAGAACGGAAGAAUUUAAUUAACAAUUUCGAGAGUUUGAUUGUUUUUCAAUUAAAAUAAGAGUAAUUCGUUGGUUGAUUUGUACUCAUCUCUGAAGUGUUGACCACAAUGUUUCCUACACUAAACCCUCGAACUUGCAGCGCCGUGAAAUUUCUAUAAAAUAAUUAGCGGUUCAGCA